This is a messenger RNA of Juglans regia (Persian walnut), 1083 nucleotides long. Its product is annotated as transcription factor bHLH84-like. Gene Ontology annotation, biological process: regulation of transcription by RNA polymerase II. NCBI's taxonomy places the organism in Eukaryota, Viridiplantae, Streptophyta, Magnoliopsida, Fagales, Juglandaceae. The record is from RefSeq and is a predicted model, not a curated record. Gene Ontology annotation, cellular component: nucleus. Gene Ontology annotation, molecular function: RNA polymerase II cis-regulatory region sequence-specific DNA binding; protein dimerization activity; DNA-binding transcription factor activity, RNA polymerase II-specific. Bases 1 to 1083 code for a protein of 360 amino acids. The transcript is spliced from 5 exons.
AUGGAGCCUAUGGGAGCCAUCUGUGAGAGAGAAUGGGGCUCUCUUGGUGGCAUGUAUAUUGCUGAGGAGUCUGAAUUUAUGGCUCAGUUGCUUCAUAACAAUGCUUCUUUACCCAACGACUUGAUUGGGGAUUCAAGCUUGAGAGCCCCUUCUGAUUUUUGGCCUGGCUAUGAGUCAAAUAUGAAUGGUGAAGGGCUUAGUGAAAGUUCAUACUUUUCUUUGUAUAUGCCUAGCUCUAACUUUUACAGUUUUUCACAAGAAAGUAAUUACAAUGGUGGUAGCUCAGGCCAACAAUGCUACGGCUCGAGUGAUUCUCAUCCAGUUUUGGCAUCCGAUGACAGCUCCAUUUCCAUGGAUUUUUGCAUGAUGAACGUGAAAAGAACUGGCUCCUUUCUCCUUGAAGGGUAUGACUGCUUGAACCAAGAAAAAACUGACGGCAAUGCAGAAGAAUCUGCGGGAAAUGUGCCUGCAGUUGUUCUUCAUUCUGAGAAGGAUUCACAGCACAGAAAAGAAUCCGAGAAGCCACCACCAGAAUCAAUCCCGGAAGAGAAGUGUAACAACCCACCCGGGAAUUCGAAGAAAAGAUCUCAGAGUUCACGAGAUAUUCGGAAGAAAAAGAGGAUGGCGCAAUCGGAAAAGAAUAAGAAAACAGGCAGCAAUGAAGAAGAUAGUAAUCCUGGCAUUGGUGAGCAGAGCUCCGGCAGCUUCUCCUCGGAGGAUGACUGCACUGCUUCUCAAGAGCUGAAUGGAGGCGCGAGUUCAGGUUUGAGUAGGAAAGUUCCUGCUUCUCCUGACUUGAAUGGCAAAACAAGAGCGAGUAGGGGAUCAGCCACCGAUCCCCAGAGCCUAUAUGCAAGGAAAAGAAGAGAGAGAAUAAAUGAGAGGCUGAGAAUUCUACAGAACCUUGUACCAAAUGGAACAAAGGUUGAUAUUAGCACAAUGCUUGAGGAAGCUGUCCAAUAUGUGAAGUUUUUACAGCUCCAAAUCAAGCUUUUGAGCUCUGACGAUCUAUGGAUGUAUGCUCCAAUCGCUUACAAUGGAAUGGACCUUGGUCUUGAUCUGAAGAUCAACCCACCCAGAUAA